CGUGUAUGUUAACGUGCUAGGAUAGGAAAGAUGGCGGCCAGUGCGUUACGUCGUGGCUUGUUGAGCAGUGUCAGUAAAUACAACAAGAAACACGCUCACAGGAUACUGAGUGUCGCGGACACCAGCUGCGGCUUCGAGGCGUACAGGCCGCGGCUGCAGUGCCGAGCCUGCGGCCUGCCUGGCGCUGCCCAGCAGAGGAGGUUUAUGUCGUCACGGAACAGGCCUGAGGGGAAGAUUUUGGAAACUGUGGGAGUGUUUGAGGCUGUGAAGCAGCACGGCAAAUAUGAAACGGGACAGCUGUUUCUCCACAGUGUGUUUGGCUACAGAGGCAUCGUCUUGUUUCCAUGGCAUGCCCGCCUCUAUGACCGAGACAUCACGCCUCCCAUGUCUGACAGCAAACCUGAGCCCCCAGGGGCCCACGGCUCCAAGGAGGUGAAGGGGAAGACUCACACCUACUACCAAGUCCUCAUUGACACCAGGGACUGCCCCCACAUAUCUCAGAGGUCCCAGACGGAGGCAGUGACGUUUCUGGCCAACCACGAUGACAGCAGGGCUCUAUACGCCAUCCCAGGUCUGGACUAUGUGAGCCAUGAAGAUAUCCUGCCUUAUAACUCCACAGAGCAGGUCCCCAUCCAACAUGAGCUGUUUGAGCGCUUCCUCAUGUACAAUCCUUCAAAAUCUCCUCCAUUCACAGCCAGAGACACCCUGAAGGCAUGGCAGGAGAAGAACCACCCCUGGCUGGAACUCUCAGACGUCCACAGAGAGACAACGGAGAACAUCAGAGUCACAGUCAUCCCCUUCUACAUGGGAAUGAGGGAGGCCCAGAACUCCCAUGUUUAUUGGUGGCGGUACUGUAUCCGUCUAGAGAACUUGGGCAACGAGGUGGUUCAGCUGAGGGAGAGACACUGGAGGAUCUUUAGCCUGUCAGGAACUCUCGAGACGGUUCGAGGACGAGGUGUCGUAGGCAGGGAGCCAGUGUUAUCUAAAGAACAGCCGGCCUUCCAGUACAGCAGCCAUGUGUCUCUACAAGCCCCGAGUGGUCAUAUGUGGGGUACGUUUCGUAUUGAAAGAACUGAUGGUUCCCACUUUGAUGUCCGCAUUCCCCCCUUCUCCCUGGAGAGCAACAAAGAUGACAAAGCUCCCCCUGCUGGCUACACAUUUUAAGUGUGCGCUCCCCCAAGUGAGGCCCUGGAUGCAGUCAGUCCUGGUGGUGUCAUUAUUUAGAGUUGUCCCUCCCCUGUAACAUUGCUUCAGCCUUCAGCCUGAGUCUAGCAUCAGGGAGGUUAAGCAAAGGGAAAAUUUAGCAGUUUCUAGAUGAUCUAAAUGCAGGUCCACUCUGGCCAUUUUCUGUCAGAGCACCGCCAGCAGCAGUAAGUCGGUCAUUAAAUUCAUGUAGGGUAGAAAAUCAAUCUGCAAGCCUGUGCAUUAGAAAAGACUUGCACAGUGAAGUGGAAGAGAGCUGGGAGGUUGGAAGGGGAAAUAUCCUGCCAGGCUGGGCUGGUUCUGACAUGCAAUAGCUGAAAUAUUAUUUUUGCAGAGGGAGUUUUCUAACAUGAUGCAGUACUUUUGUCCUGGACCCUUUUUCCCCUAUCAUUUUUCUCCAGCAGUUAGGAGAGGGAGAACGUGUAAUAUUUUAGGCCUGUUAGUGUACAAGUAUGAUUUGCUGUGUCACAACAAUGAAGCAAAGUGGCAGUCACUUAUGA
This is a messenger RNA of Archocentrus centrarchus (flier cichlid), 1703 nucleotides long. It is a transcript of the gene poldip2, whose product is annotated as polymerase (DNA-directed), delta interacting protein 2. The record is from RefSeq and is a predicted model, not a curated record. Lineage: Eukaryota; Metazoa; Chordata; Actinopteri; Cichliformes; Cichlidae. Bases 31 to 1164 code for a protein of 377 amino acids. Gene Ontology annotation, cellular component: nucleus; mitochondrial nucleoid. Gene Ontology annotation, biological process: error-free translesion synthesis. The transcript is spliced from 11 exons. Gene Ontology annotation, molecular function: DNA binding.